Molecule: messenger RNA, 5774 nt
Organism: Caenorhabditis angaria
Lineage: Eukaryota; Metazoa; Nematoda; Chromadorea; Rhabditida; Rhabditidae
Source: the annotation of a GenBank genome assembly
AUGUUUGAAGAGGAACACCACCGUAGAACUCAGAGGUACGUAAAAACCCAAAAAUUCUAAAAAAAAAAAAAAAAAUUUGUUCACCAUGGGGAUUGAACUUGAGCCUUUCACCUGGCAGGCAGGUGCUUUACCAGCUGCGCCAUACGUGCAAUUUGGGAUUUUCCAAGGUUUAAACAUCGAUUCUAGAUCAGAAUUUCAUGCUGAAUCUCAUGGUGUAUUCAGAUUUCGAAUUGGACUCCAGGUUCCCGAGAUACUUAGGCUAACUUCUUCACUUUUGAGUUUUAGGCAUUUUUGACUUCACCAAUAGAUUCAGCGUGGAAUUUUGAUCUAGAAAAAUAUUCAAAAUGCAUGAUUGGCUCAGCGGGUAAAAGAUGAGAUUUCUAGGUGAGAGGUCAGGUGUUCGAGUCCCCAUGGGUGCGGAAUUUUUUUUUUUUUUUUGAAAAUUAUAUUUUCCCAGGCUAGUUUUUCACGCUGAAUCGUUUGCUGCUGACGAAAUUUCCCGGUUCCCUCAAAAAUCAUGAAUUUUUGAUGGAAAAAUGUUCUUUUUUUGAAGAAAAAAAUAAGAAAAGUGUUUUUUUGGGCUUCCUAGUUAGUUAGUUAGUUAUGCAUUGAAAAAAAAACACGAAAACUUUGAAAUUUCAUCUGUUUUUCUAUUUUUUCCGCCUCAAAAAACGAAAAAAAAUAGAUUUUUUUUUGGAUUUUCCCCUUAAGAAGCCUCAUUAUGUUCGGAAGUUCUCAGAUUUUUUUUUCAUCGCAAAAAAGUGUCAUUUUCAGGCCACGCCCACCACAUUUCUUAUGAAAAACUAGAAAAAAAUCAUUUUCUUUGCAGUUCGCGUCAAAAACCAGCUUUGCCUACGAUUUCUCGACAAAGACCCGCUACAGUACACCACAAAAAAGUGAGUUAUGCGAAAUUUUAUUGAUUUUUUCGAAAUCUACAUGAAAAACUAGCCCGGGGGACUUUUUUUCUGGGUGAAAUUGAGGAUUUUUGAAUUUUUCAGAGGUUCUUAGGGUGUUUUUUAGGGUUUUUAGAAGAUUUCAGAGGUUAAGAAUAUUUUCACGUGAUUCCUGGUUAAAUUUCGAGUUUUUAGACACCCAUUUUCAUAGGGUUCCGUGAAUUUUGAAAUUUAGGGCCUUAAAGGACCCCCUAAGGUCAUUUUUCGAUUUUUGGAUUGUGAUAUGUCUUUCGAACCGGAAUUUUACGGGGAAUCCGAAAAUCACCAUGAAAUUCUGAAAUUCCUAUGAAAUCUUUGGUUUUUAUACGAAAAUUGGGAUUUUUAGAGGUUCCUAGGGUGUUUUUUAGGGUUUCUAGAAGAUUUCAGAGGUUCCGAGUGUGUUUUUGAGAUUCCUCGUAAAAUUUCGAGUUUUUAGACACCCAUAUUCAUAGGGUUCCAUGAAUUUUGAAAUUUAGGGCCUUAAAGGACCCCCUAAGGUCAUUUUUCGAUUUUUGCCUUGUGAUAUGUCUUUCGAACCGGAUUUUCACGCUGAAUCCGAAAAUCAACAUCAUAGAUCUUAAAUUCCACUAAAAAUCUGAAAAUUUCAGCCUCAAAUGCUUGAACCGAACACCCUUUCAGUGUGUCCAAUGAUGUCGGGAAAUCAGCAUAUUUCUCGAAGUGCUUCGAGUUCACCAAGACGUUCAGGACCACCAGAACUACAGUAAGACUAUUUUUGGCUGGAAAUUUGGGAUUUUCAGCCAAAAAAAGCUGAAAAUCUGAAAAUGUGAUUUUCAGACGUCGCGAAUCGGUUUUACAAAUGUUGAAUCGAAUUUGGAAAUCUGAUGAAUGCUCAAAAAGACCGCCGAUUGAGAAAAAACACGCUUUGGAUGUUCCACAGUAGGUUUUUGGGGCGAAAAAUCUGAAAAUUCUGAAAAUUUGAAAAAUUUGAGCCGGGUAGGUGAAAAAUGGUGCGAUUUUUGACAGCCUGAAAAAAUUCGACUUUUACGAAGUAGGCAAAUUCCGGUGUGAUUUUUGACAACCACAGAAAUUCUAGAAGUAGGAGAAAUAUGGUGCGAUUUUUGACAGCCAUGAAAACUGAUGAGGCAAAUUCCGUGGUGAUUUUCGACCUUGAAUUUCAUAGGGUAGGAAAAAUAUGUCAAGAUUUUUGACAUCCCCAAAAAAAUGCGGUUUUUUCAAAGUAGGCAAAUUCCGUUGUAAUUUUUGACACACAAUUUCAAGGUAGGAAAAAUAUGUCAAGAUUUUUGACAACCACAGAAAUUCUGAAAGUAGGAGAAAUAUGGUGUGAUUUUUGACAUCCCCAAAAAAUGCGAUUUUUUCGAAGUAGGCAAAUUCCGGUGUGAUUUUUGACCUAAAAUUCAUUAUGGUAAGAAGGGUUGUCAAAAAUCGCACCCAAUUUCCCCUAACCUGUCAAAAAUCACACCGGAAUUCCCCUACUUCCAAAAAACCCGCAAAUUUUCUAGAGGCAGUCAAAAAUCGCACCAUAUUUCACCUACUUUUCUCAUUUUCUCUUCACUUGAUCAUAAAAUCAGUGAAGCUUGAAAAAUUCAAUUUUUUUUUGAGCACAAAAAAAAUUGAGCACAAUUUUUUUGCUCAUUUUUCCAAAGUUCAUACGAAUUUCCGGCUCAGCUCAGAAAAAAAAUUAUUUUUUUUUGAAAAAAAAAAAUUCGCGCGCGAAAAUAUGCUAAGCUUAUUACGAAAAUUAGUUUUUGGGUGAGUUUGAAAAAAAUUUAAAAAAUUUUUUUAAAUUUUAAAAAAAAAGUAGGGAAAUUCCGGUGCGAUUUCUGGAAACCGGGAUUUUUUGAAAGUAGGCAGUUUCCGGUGUGAUUUUUGGAACAAAUUUUGGAUUUUUGAACGAAAAUCACACCAUUUUUCACCUAUUUUUCGGGGAUGUCAAAAAUAUUGACAUAUUUUCCCUACUCGAAAAAAAAAAUCCAUGAAAAAUCUCUUGAAAAAUCCGGCCACUUGACAUUUUUUUGCCUUUUUUUCUCAAAAAAAUGAGAAAAUAUUUUGCGUAAGUCAAUUUUCAGCAAAUUUUCAGCCAAAAAAUCAAUAUUUUUCCAGGGAGCCUUUAUCUCGACAAUUAUCACUUUCUGAUACAAAUGUUCAUCCAAUUCGACCGUCUUCUUCCAAACUUUGUCUAACUACAAAACAGAAACGAUUGCUCAGAGUAGGUUUUUUCGUGGAUUUUUGAAUUUUUCGUGAAAUUCCGGUUCGAAAGACAUAUUACAAGGCAUAUUUUGGAGGAAAAAUGAUUUUCAGACCUCAUUUUCAGCUCCAAAAUUUGAAAUUCUGAAAAAUUGUCCAAAAACUUCGCGAGAACCGUCUCCUGGCCUAAUUUUUCAUGCUGAAUUCGAAAAAAUCAAUAAUUCUGCUUGAAAAUUAGAGGUUCCUAGAGAAAAAUCAAUUUCAGACCUCAUUUUCAGCUCCGAAAUUUCGAAUUUUCAAAAAUCCCCCAAAAACCUCGCGAGAACCGUCUUUCGACCUAAUUUUUCACGUAGAAUCCGAAAAAAUCAAUAAUUCUGCUCGAAAUCCAGGAAUUCCUCGAGAAAAAUUAAUUUCAGACCUAAUUUUCAGCUCCAAAAUUUGAAAUUUUCAAAAAUUGUUCAAAAAUCUCGCGAGAACCGUCUCCCGACCUAAAUUUUCACGCUGAACUCGAAAAAAUCAAUAAUUCUGCUCAAAAUCCAGAAAUUCCUUGAGAAAAAUGAUUUUCAGACCUCAUUUUCAGCUCCAAAAUUUGAAAUUUUCAAAAAUCAGCCAAAAAUCUCGCGAGAACCGUCUCCCGGGCUAAUUUUUCAUGCUGAAUUCGAAAAAAUCAAUAAUUCCGCUCAAAAUCCAGAAAUUCCUUGAGAAAAAUCAAUUUCAGACCUCAUUUUCAGCUCCAAAAUUUGAAAUUCUGAAAAAUUGUCAAAAAAUCUCGCGAGAACCGUCUCCUGAGCUAAUUUUUCAUGCUGAACUCGAAAAAAUCAAUAAUUCUGGCUGAAAAUUAGAGAUUCCUGGAGAAAAAUGAUUUUCAGACCUCAUUUCUGGCGAUGAAUUCGGGCGGCACAUUUCUCAAGUUAAUGGAGAAGAUUUUCCGGCGUCUCGAAGCUCGUUUCCCCGAUAUGCGUUCAAUAUUUCUCACAACCGCUUUCGUAAAUUCCUUAGCUCCGCCACGUGGCCAAACAAUUCCAGCAUGUCGUGUAAAAACCGAAUUAGAUCACUCAAGAUGUUUAUGUGGGAUCUUCGAAAAACUAAUCGAUAAUUUGGAGAAUUUGGAUGGCGAGUUAGCCGAAGUUCGGCAUUUUGGUGAAAAACAUGCACAAAUGGCUGAAAGUGGUUUUGAUGGUGGAAUGAUUGAAGAAUUUGGAGAGGAAGCUAUGGCUAUUAUUGGAGCAUGUGAUAAUAUUAAAUAUAAUCAUGAAAUUGUCAAAGCUUGGAGAUUAUUAUUGGCUUGUGUUACUGAUGAAAUGAAGGUAGGGCAAUUUGGCUGCGUAUCUAGAUUGUUGACUGAGUAUCUAAUGUGUUUGGGAAGCUUUCACGAAGUUUCUUUGAUUUGGCUGCGUACCUGAGUAGUUAACUGAGUAUCUAAUGUUGUUUGAAUUACACAUUCUUAACCUCUAGAUCCUAAUUGGCUGCGUACCUGAGUCGUUAGCUGAGUAUCUAAUGUCUUUUCUGAAAAAUUUGACUGCGUAUCUUAAGAGAGUUAGCUGAGUAUCUAAUGUCUAGGCUUUCACGAAGCUUCUUUGAUUUGGCUGCGUACCUGAAUAGAUUUUUUUUGGUUUUGAAAGUGUAUUAAUUUGGCUGAGUAUCUAACCUUGGAAACCUGAUUUAAUUUGGCUGCGUACCUGAGUAGUUAGCUGAGUAUCUAAUGUUUCCCAAAGGACUUCAAAUUUGGCUGCGUACCUUAUGACUUACCUGAGUAUCUAAUGUUAUCCUUAGAUUGAUUUGGCUGCGUACCUGAUCAGUCGGCUGAGUAUCUAAUGUGUUUUGAAGAUUUUUUUUAAUUUGGCAGCGUAUCUAGUUUGUAGGCUGAGUAUCUAAUGUUAUUCUUAAAUUGAUUUGGCUGCGUACCUGAUCAGUCGGCUGAGUAUCUAAUGUCUUUUUGGGGAACCUUUAUAAUGAUUAUUUAAUUUGGCUGCGUACCUGUUCAGUUAACUGAGUAUCUAAUGUCUAGGCUUUCACGAAGCUUCUUUGAUUUGGCUGCGUACCUGAGUAGUUAGCUGAGUAUCUAAUGUUUAUACACCACCUUGGAAACCUGAACAAAUUUGGCUGCGUACCAAGAUUGUAGGCUGAGUAUCUAAUGUGUUUCGGAAGCUUUCACAGAGCUACUUUGAUUUGGCUGCGUACCUGAAUAGUUAGCUGAGUAUCUAAUGUUUCUAUACCACCUUGGAAACCUGAAUCAAUUUGGCUGCGUACCUGAAUAGUUAGCUGAGUAUUUAAUGUUUCUAGACUACCUUGGGAACCUGAACUAAUUUGGCUGCGUACCCAGAUUGUAGACUGAGUAUCUAAUGUUUCUAUACCACUUUGAAAAUCUGAUUAAAUUUGGCUGCGUACCUUGAUUAUUGACUGAGUAUCUAAUGUUUUUCAAAUCAUGAAAUCAUUGCUCAUUUUAGCUGAUCACCUCAAAGUUCAUUCAAAUUUCCGGUCUAAAAAACCAAGUCAGUCAAAAAUCUCACUCGAAUUAGAUACUCAGCCAACAGGUACGCAGCCAAAUUCAAUUCAAUUUGGCUGCGUACUUGACUGAGUAUCAAACGUUUACAGGUUGGCUACGAUCGAAUGUCGCGAAUAAAUACAAGAAGAAACAGUAUAAAUCCGCCAAGCUCACAACCUUCGCCUUCUUAA